GCCAGUCCUCUUCAUAGAAGAGCAUGUUCACUUAACCAGAGCUUCUCUCUGUUCCACUAUGGCCUCUGUCCCUGGUAUCAACACCUCAUCCUCUGUGGCGUUUUAUACCAACUGCUCCUCUUCCAGCACUUUUCUUUUGUCCUGCGUGCAUCCAGCAUACAUCGCUGCAGCUGUAAUUGCUACCCUCAGCUGCCUUUUGGGUAUCCCGACUAACCUCCUCAUAAUCGUGAAACUCAGCAGUCGUCUGCGAGGCACCUCCAUGACGAAGCGUCUCUUUUUCAACUUGGCUUUGUCAGACCUCCUCUCCCUGUUUUGCGUACUGGUUGCUGGAGUCAUUUUUGCCACUGGACCCCAUUUGCCACAUAAAUUGUGCCAGUUUUUCUUUUAUGUCUUCUUAUUCUGCGUAACCUCCAGUUCCAACAUCCUGCUGCUGAUAAGCAUUCAACGAUACUACAAGAUUCUCCAUCACUCUAAGUGGGGAAAAUUGACCCGAACAUGGCAGAGGGUUUUACUUUCCUCUGUAUGGAUGCUCGGGGCUCUGCUUUCUCUACCACCUGCUCUUUUACUUAAUGAAAAGAACAAGGGAGAUAUGCCAUCCAACAGUAGCUGUAGGAAUAAAGAGAUCCACCCAACAGCAGAGCUAGUCUACAUUGCUAUAUUAAUGUCAGGUCAACUAGUUUUGCUGUUCUUUUACAUAAAGCUUGUCAGAGGUGUAAAGAACAUUAAAAUGUCGGACAAGCUAAAGCAAAAAAUUAAUAGGCUCUUCAGUCGGAUCCUUGCUGUCUCUUUGGUUGACUUUUUACCUCUGAUUGCUCGCCUUGUCGCUGUUGCUGCCCACAUUACACACUUAGAAAUGUUGUAUGAUAUUAACAAGUAUCUGACAUGUUUGGAAUGUAUUUACUUUUUAAAUCAUUGUAUGAAUCCACUGCUGUUUUUCUUUGCCUCUCGACAUCAACUAGGAAACAGAGAAAAGAAGAGAAAGCUCUUCCUCAUGGCUCUUAAUGAAAGUUCUUAACAACAAUCUCCUUUAAACUUUUUAUAGGUGUGAUAUUAAUACAAAUAGAUUAUAUUGGUGUGAUUCUAUGUGCCAUUUUUCUUUUUUUAAAGGUGUAUUUUGGCAUUAAAAUGGCUCAAGACUGAGCCUU
Cyprinodon tularosa is the source of this 1145-nucleotide messenger RNA. RefSeq names its product apelin receptor B-like. Gene Ontology annotation, biological process: neuropeptide signaling pathway. The record is from RefSeq and is a predicted model, not a curated record. NCBI's taxonomy places the organism in Eukaryota, Metazoa, Chordata, Actinopteri, Cyprinodontiformes, Cyprinodontidae. Gene Ontology annotation, molecular function: G protein-coupled peptide receptor activity. Gene Ontology annotation, cellular component: membrane. Bases 59 to 1015 code for a protein of 318 amino acids. The transcript has 2 exons.